AUGGGGACCGUUACACGCAGUUCUACUGGUAGAAAACCAAGUGAAAUUAUGAGGCUUAUUGUGUCAACUUUUAUUGGAGUAGUUUUUGGCUUCUUUCUAGGAGUGUCAUUUCCCACAUUGUCAUUAACAAAGUUCAAUCUUCCAUCUGGCUUGCUUCCCUCAAUUGAUCUCUCGUACAUUGAAGACAGAUAUUCAGGUCGUCAAGCUUGGUCUUUUAUGAACAAUAAUAAUAAAAGAGCUUCACCAAAUCGCUCAUCAAGUGGUACAUCAAAGAUUUGGGUUCCAUCAAAUCCAAGAGGAGCUGAAAGUUUACCUCCUGGCAUUGUUGAAGCUGAGUCGGACUUUUACUUGCGUAGAUUGUGGGGCAAACCCAGUGAGGAUUUAACGUUCAAGCCAAAGUACCUUGUGACCUUCACUGUUGGCUACGAUAUGAAAAAAAAUAUUGACGCAGCUGUGAAAAAGUUUUCAGAGAACUUCACCAUCCUUCUAUUUCAUUAUGAUGGUCGAACUAAUGAAUGGGAUGAGUUUGAAUGGUCAAAGAAGGCUAUUCAUGUGAGUGGUCGCAAACAGACCAAAUGGUGGUAUGCUAAGCGGUUUCUGCAUCCUGACAUCGUGGCUUCAUAUGACUAUAUAUUUAUAUGGGAUGAAGACCUGGGUGUUGAGCAUUUUAACGCUGAAGAGUACUUAAAACUUGUGAAGAAGCAUGGCCUGGAGAUUUCACAGCCAGGUUUGGAACCUAAUAAAGGGUUAACAUGGCAAAUGACAAAGAGAAGAGGAGAUAAAGAAGUGCACAAAGUGACGGAGGAGAAACCGGGGUGGUGUUCUGACCCUCAUCUACCUCCUUGUGCAGCUUUUGUUGAGAUUAUGGCUCCAGUCUUCUCACGAGAAGCAUGGCGUUGUGUCUGGCACAUGAUUCAGAAUGACUUAGUCCAUGGGUGGGGCCUUGAUUUUGCUGUUAGAAGAUGCGUUGAGCCUGCACAUGAGAAGAUUGGAGUUGUUGAUGCUCAGUGGAUUGUUCACCAAGGUGUUCCUACACUAGGAAAUCAGGGUAAAACAGAAACCGGGAAAGCACCAUGGCAGGGGGUGAGGGAAAGAUGUAGGAGGGAGUGGACCAUGUUCCAAAGUCGGUUAGCGAAUGCAGAACAUGCGUAUUUCAAGUAUGCAAGUAACAAGAUGUUGAAUUCUACUGCUCAUUAG
This is a messenger RNA of Lathyrus sativus (Indian pea), 1197 nucleotides long. NCBI's taxonomy places the organism in Eukaryota, Viridiplantae, Streptophyta, Magnoliopsida, Fabales, Fabaceae. The record is from the annotation of a GenBank genome assembly.